AUGAACGAUCAAAAUGAUUAUUUGAAAGACAUUCAUGCAAAUUUAAAAAGUAUCAAGUGUAUUUAGGGAUCAAACAUCUUCUAUAAAUAUUAAAUAAAAGAAUUGUUAGGAAAUGGGUAAAAUAGAGUCUAUCUUGGAUAGGAUCUUUUUGGAAGAUAAGUGGCUAUAAAAGAAGUAAUAUAAAAUUAGAUUGUUAGCAUCACGAUGCAAAUGCUAUGAAAAAAGAAGUUUAAUUAUUAGAAUAACUAAAUCAUCCAAAUAUAGUCUAAUAUUUAGACUCAUGCAUUUUAUUACAUUCAAACAAUUAAUAUCAUUAAGAAUAGAAUGGAUACAUAUGUAUGGAACUAGGUAAGUUUGAUUUAGAUACUUAUAAAAAAAAAAAGUAUCCUAUUGGUAAAGAAUUAAUAGAUUAGACAUUAAGCGCAUUAGCAUAUUUAUAGCGAAAUAAAAUUGCUCAUUGUGAUAUAAAACCAGCAAAUAUUCUAGUUAUGUAAAGAGAUCCAAUAGUAUAUAAAAUAUGUGAUGUUGCAUAAAGCAAACGAUAAGAAUCCGAGUUUCUUUAGGCUGGGGUAAUAUAUGAAUUAAUUUAGACUUAUAAAUAUAUGUCACCAGAAAUGUUAAACAACAAUGCAAAAAAUUAUUAUUUGUCUGAUGUUUUUUCUUUAGGACUAUUGUUUUUAUAUGUUUUUAGAGAUUUUAGUAUAUCUUGGAUGUAAAGGAAAAAUCUCACAGAUAUAGAAUUUAUUGAAUAAUUAAUAAAUAAAAUAGAUGAAAAUGAUGAUGAAAUUUCAAGGCUAUUAAAAUAAAUGAUUUAAUUGAACCCUGAAGAUCGUUUAGAUUUUAUUAAACUUGAAGAAUAUUGGCAUUAAUAAUAAUAAAAAGAAGAAAAAUAAGAAUUUAAUUUGACUUAAACUAGACAAUUAAGAGCAUAAUCAAAUUUCUUUUCUAUUUAAGAGGAUUAAUAUUAUGCAACAGGCAAAUUCUUUAGAUAACCUUAAAAUUCAAAAUCUAAAGGAUCGAGAAAAUAAUUACUCUAACAAUUUUAAAGUAUUUCACCUUAAAAGAAAAGUUUAUUAUUGUAAAAGUAACCAAAUUCAACUUCAAAAUCAAGAAAGUUUUAAUAAUAAGUUUUACCACUAGAUAAUUAUUUUUAAAAGCUACCAAAAUCUCCUGAAAAAUCAAAAACAUCUAGUCCUACAAAAACAAUUGUAAUAGGUAAAAUUUAAUUACCUUAACUUAAAGAAGAAAGAACAAAUUCUUUUAAAAUAAGACCAUUUUAAUUUUGA
This is a messenger RNA of Paramecium sonneborni, 1286 nucleotides long. Lineage: Eukaryota; Ciliophora; Oligohymenophorea; Peniculida; Parameciidae. The record is from the annotation of a GenBank genome assembly.